AUGCUAACACCAGGCUUCAAAGUAUCCCAGGAUGAGGAGUUUCUACAUCUUUGCAUCAAUAUAGCUAUGGUGAGAUUCAAUGCACCGGGCAUGGAAAUGGUGGUGGAUGAUACGCUUUUCAUUUUUCACCUGUCGCCUUACUACUUAAGAUUGCGCUUCAGCCAGAGUCUUGUUGAUGAUGAGAGAUGUAAAGCUGAAUUCAAGGCUCAAGACGAAAGUAUCCGGAUUCAAAUACCAAAAUUGCAUAGGGGACAGCACUUUGAAGAUCUGGAUCUGCCGACAAAGUUAUUGGCAAGACAGGGAGAUCUGGCUGCAAUGGGUGUUGAGGAGAAGACAACACAUCAGCCGCUUAAGGGUCCGCUAAUUCAAGAAGUUGACUCCACGGACGCUGAAAAAGACCCGUCGGUAGGUGGGAUUAAUGAGGCAGUUGGCACAGCACCAGACCAGGACUUGCGACAGAUUGGUGAACAAUUUGAUUGGGAACUUAAGCAAACCCCUGCUGCUACAGAAAAUUCUUUCAACUUGCUGACUGCAAAGUAUGGGUUCGACGACAAGUACGAGAGAGCUAUAGGAAUAUCGGUAGUGAAUGGCAAUGAUAUCAAUGAGCUAGACCAACCGGAUAAAAGUAACUAUGAGGAACGUAUUCAGGAGAGGCUAAGGAAAGAAAACUUGAAGUUCGAUCCAGAGUACUACGUUUCUGAAUAUAUGACAGCGAAAUACGGAAACGAGGACGACCUUGAGAUAAACGGAAUUCGCACGCUUUUAAAAUUCACCCCUCCACUAGCCAAGUCAUUUUUAAAAUGGUAUAAGAAUGCAGAAGACAAAGAUGGUGUCAUGGAUGUUCAGUUUUCGGAAAUAGAACAGAAACAAAUGCGAGAAAAUCUACCCAAUAAGAGAUAUAUGGUCGAUGAUGCUAAGCGUUUAUAUCUGACGAUUCUGUCUUUACUUUUUGCCUAUAACUUUGAACAGACGGAGAAUGAGGGCGUUCAUAACACAGAAUCGGCGUGGACUAUCGGAAAGCUAGCGCCACAAAUCGCAUUUCUCGAUCAACAGAUUAUUAUACCUAAUAAGCCUUCAGAUGUUUCCAUUAUUAAAGCGAUUGUCGUCACUGGCUUUAGGCGGAGCCUCAGCUAUCCCUUGCAUAGAAACUAUGAGCUAUCUGCUAAAGUGUGGAACUAUGUUUACUACAUACUUCGGGGUGGGAAGAGAUUGGUGAUCAAAGCCUUACUGGAUAUACAUGAAGUAUUUCGUUUUCAUGAUGUUUACUACGUUUACAAUACGAUCUUACUCAAUGACCUGUGCUCAUGGUUUAUAUCAGAAGGAAACGAGAAUGUGAUUAGAAGUCUGGCCAUAACUUUGAAAAACGAUUUGGAUGGGGUUAAAAAGGAGGAUAUUGACUUUGACUGUGUGUGUGGAGUUGAUGAAGAGACCAGCCAGGUUUCUUGGGAGAACUUGACCGUCAAAGAGAUGGAACAUUUGGCCGAAGAAGAGUAUCUCCAAAACAAUGAUUCUUCUCAACAAGUUGGUCCACAGAAAUUAUGA
Lachancea dasiensis is the source of this 1542-nucleotide messenger RNA. The record is from the annotation of a GenBank genome assembly. NCBI's taxonomy places the organism in Eukaryota, Fungi, Ascomycota, Saccharomycetes, Saccharomycetales, Saccharomycetaceae.